Molecule: messenger RNA, 387 nt
Organism: Pectinophora gossypiella (pink bollworm)
Lineage: Eukaryota; Metazoa; Arthropoda; Insecta; Lepidoptera; Gelechiidae
Product: defensin-B-like
Exons: 2
Coding region: 142-387 (81 amino acids)
Biological process (GO): defense response
Source: RefSeq, a predicted model, not a curated record
AUUUUCACCUAUAUAUCUAGAAGAAACUGAUGUUACAUAGAAAGCCAAUUUAAAACUGAUUUCUCUUGAAGACUGACAUAACAUACAUAAAGAACCUCUUGAAGAAGAUCUUGAAGACUGAAAGACCGAAAACUCAACAAAAUGGCUGAAUCAAUACGAAUUCUGUUGAUGGUGACAAUUACUUACGCCAUUUUGCCCACUUUUGCUCUCAUUCCAGAACAAGAGAUCCACCUGGGUGACGGCACGAUGCUGCUGCCGCGUGUGGCGUGCGACCUGCUGGCCGUGUUGACUGUCGGCCAUUCGGUGUGUUCCGCGCGCUGUAACGACAGUGGCUUCCGCGGUGGAGCCUGUGAGAACUCCGUGUGCAGGUGUCAGAGGAAGUUUUAA